This is a messenger RNA of Haemorhous mexicanus (house finch), 1142 nucleotides long. RefSeq names its product nucleolar pre-rRNA processing protein NIP7 (gene NIP7). Gene Ontology annotation, cellular component: nucleus; nucleolus; preribosome, large subunit precursor. The coding region runs from base 91 to 633 and encodes 180 amino acids. The record is from RefSeq and is a predicted model, not a curated record. The transcript has 6 exons. Gene Ontology annotation, biological process: ribosomal large subunit biogenesis; ribosome assembly. Gene Ontology annotation, molecular function: RNA binding. Lineage: Eukaryota; Metazoa; Chordata; Aves; Passeriformes; Fringillidae.
ACCGCCGGUUCCGGGUCCGUCACUUCCGCUACCGCCGGUUCCGGUCCGCUCACUUCCGGUCCCGGCGCCCCCGCGUGCGCGGCGCGGAAGAUGCGGCCGCUUACGGAGGCGGAGACGCGGGCGGUGUUCGAGAAGCUCGGGAAAUACAUCGGGGAGAACAUCCAGCUGCUGGUGGACCGGCCCGAUGGCACCUACUGCUUCCGCCUGCACCGGGACCGCGUGUACUACUUGAGUGAGAAGCUGCUGAAGCUGGCGGCCAGCGUGCCCCGGGAGAGCCUGGUGGCCCCGGGCACCUGCUUCGGGAAGUUCACCAAGUCCCAGAAGUUCCGGCUCAGCGUCACAGCCCUGGACUUCCUCGCGCCCUACGCCAAGUACAAGGUGUGGGUGAAGCCGGGCUCCGAGCAGUCCUUCCUCUAUGGGAACCACGUGCUGAAGUCGGGGCUGGGCCGCAUCACGGAGAGCACGGCGCAGUACCAGGGUGUGGUGGUGUACUCCAUGGCCGACGUCCCGCUGGGCUUCGGGGUGGCUGCCAAGUCCACGCAGGAGUGCCGCAAGGUCGACCCCCUGGCCAUCGUGGUGUUCCACCAAGCUGAUGUUGGGGAGUACGUGCGGAACGAGGACACGCUGACAUGAGGGACCCUCGUGCUCUCACCUCUGACUGCCCGAGGUUUGUGCAUGAAAGAGGCGCUUGAGGAAGCAGAGCUGCAGCACGCCGGAGAGGACAAUGACACAGCUCUGGGCCAUCGACCACCAGUUGACGUAGUUGUAGUUGGACUCCAGGAGGAAGGAGUCAGCCCCUUUCCUCAUCCGGGCAAAGUUGUAGAAGCGCCACAUGUGGAAGGUGUGGAUCUGCAGCUUCCGGAUGCUCACCUGCAGGAGAGGCAGAGCUGUGCUCAGAGCUGCACCUGGGGCUCUGUGCUGCAUUCAGUGCUGCACUCAGCUGCAGCUCAGCCUGAGCAAAGGACCUGUUCAGUGUCCUGGGCAGGACGUGCCCAUCCCUGCUCUGCUGGGGCACCCUGUGGCCUCCCUGACCCUCACCCCAAUUGCCUCCAGGGUGUCGUUCAGCUCCUUCUUCUCUGCUGGCUGCUUGUGCUCCAUGUUGAAGUCGUCGUAGUACACACCAAAGUUGAGAUACACCUGCA